AUGUCGCCCAGCUGGAUUCUUGCCACCGCGGCUCUGCCGGCCAUUGUUCGUGCCGCCACUUUGGAUUCCAUUUGCAAUGUCGACUAUGCCGUCGCUUCGCUUCCCGAGGAUGACUUUUACCCUGGCAUCACCAUUGACAAGGCAUCAGUCAGCACUGCGGCAACCACUGGCUACACGGCUGAGAGCGAGUGGUUUCCCACGACGACUAUCGAUUACUGCAACGUCACCUUUGCCUACAGCCACGAUGACAUUCCAGGGGAUGUGGUUCACGUGAGUUACUGGCUUCCUGCGCCAGACAACUUCAAGAACCGUUACAUCUCGACCGGCGGCGGCGGUUUAGCCAUCAACUCGGGAACUUCAUACAUCCCCUCUGGUGUCAUUGUUGGUGGCGUCUCCGGCAUAACCGACGGCGGCUUUGGCUCCUUCAAUACUCAAUAUGACGCCGCAUUCUUCCUUGCCAAUGGCUCGGUCAAUUGGGAAGCGGUUGACAUGUUUGGUUUCAAGGCCCAUCACGAGCUCGCGACUCUCGGCAAGGAGUUUACCAAGAAUCUAUUCAACGUCACCUCUUGCACCAAGCUCUUCUCCUACUGGCAAGGCUGCUCCGAAGGCGGCCGCGAGGGAUGGAGCCAGGCUCAACGCUACCCCGAGCAGUUUGACGGCUAUGCCAUUGGCGCCCCGGCUUUCCGCUACGGCGAGCAGCAGGUCAACCACUUGACCAGCAACGUCAUUGAACAGACCAUGGACUACUACCCGCCCACCUGUGAGCUCGACAAGAUCACCAACCUGACUAUUGCCUUUUGCGACCCUCUCGACGGGCUGACCGAUGGCGUCGUUUCUCGAUCCGAUCUGUGCAAGCUCGCUUUCAACGUCAGCAGCACGAUUGGCGAGUCCUAUAGCUGCGAGGCAUCUGCCGGAACCCCAUACUCGGCUGCCACUCCUGCUCAAUCCGGAGUCGUCACUGCCGAGGGCGCUGCUGUUGCCCAGGCAAUUCUGGAUGGUCUCUACGACUCGGAUGGCAACUUUGUGUACUUUAGCUACCAGCCUGGUUCCACCUUUACUGAUGCUGCCACUGCGUACAACGAGACUACCGACUCCUGGGGUCUUUCCAUUAGCGGUCUCGGCGGUGAGUGGGUUGCAAGAUUCCUCGAGUUUGAGAACACCACCACGCUUGACUCGCUCGAUGGCUUCUCUUAUGAUACCCUCCGAGACUUGAUGAUUCAGGGUACCGAGCUUUACAACACGUCUCAGCAGACCACGUACCCCAACUUGACGAGCCUGAACACUGCCGGAGUCAAGAUUCUGCACAUUCACGGAGAGCAAGACUUUUCCAUUCCCACCGCCUCGUCGGUGCGCUACUAUGACUCUGUCCGCGAGUACAUUUACCCGCAGCUCGGCUACAACGAAAGUGUCGAGGCCCUCGACAACUUUUACCGCCUCUUCCUCGUCCCUGGCGGAUCCCACUGCACAUCCUUUUCGUACGAAGCCAACGGCGGAUGGCCUCAGACAACGCUGCAGACCGUCAUCAACUGGGUGGAGAAUGGCACGGCUCCGGGGACCUUGGACAAUGCUGGCGGGACUAUUGAUAGUAUUUGCAAGUGGCCACUCCGACCUCUGUGGGAUGCUGAUGGAACCAUGACUUGCGUCUACGAUCAAGCGUCCUUGGAUACCUGGACCUAUGAUAUCGACGCGUUUCCCUUUUAUCUCUACUAG
This is a messenger RNA of Pestalotiopsis fici W106-1, 1710 nucleotides long. RefSeq lists its product as uncharacterized. The record is from RefSeq and is a predicted model, not a curated record. The transcript has a single exon. NCBI's taxonomy places the organism in Eukaryota, Fungi, Ascomycota, Sordariomycetes, Amphisphaeriales, Sporocadaceae. The coding region runs from base 1 to 1710 and encodes 569 amino acids.